Aspergillus nidulans FGSC A4 is the source of this 727-nucleotide messenger RNA. Its product is annotated as F1F0 ATP synthase subunit d. The transcript is spliced from 4 exons. Gene Ontology annotation, molecular function: proton transmembrane transporter activity; proton-transporting ATP synthase activity, rotational mechanism. The record is from RefSeq and is a predicted model, not a curated record. Bases 46 to 567 code for a protein of 173 amino acids. Gene Ontology annotation, cellular component: mitochondrial inner membrane; proton-transporting ATP synthase complex. NCBI's taxonomy places the organism in Eukaryota, Fungi, Ascomycota, Eurotiomycetes, Eurotiales, Aspergillaceae. Gene Ontology annotation, biological process: proton transmembrane transport; proton motive force-driven ATP synthesis.
UCUAACGCUCCCUUUUACCAUCCCCUCUCCAUCCCACGACUCAAAAUGGCUGCCCGUAGCGCCGCUCUCAAGAUCGACUGGGUCAAGACGACCAGCUCUCUCGGCCUCCGCGGCCAGACCGCUGCCUCUCUGCAGGCCUUCAAGAAGCGUAACGAUGAUGCGCGCCGCAAGGUUCAGCUCCUUUCUGAGCAGCCCCAGACCGUCGACUUCGCCCGCUACCGCAGCAUUCUGAAGAACCAGGCCAUUGUUGACGAGAUUGAGAACAACUUCAAGAACUUCAAGCCCGCUACCUACGACCUUGACCGCCAGCUGAAGGCUAUUGACGCCUUCGAGGCCCAGGCUAUCCAGAGCGCUGAGCAGACCAAGGGCAAGGUUGAGGCUGAGCUCCGCAACCUCCAGAAGACUCUCGAGAACAUCGAGACCGCCCGGCCCUUCGACGAACUCACUGUUGACGAGGUUGCUGCUGCUCAACCUGAGAUCGACGAGAAGACUGCCGCCAUGGUCCAGAAGGGACGAUGGAUGCCCGCCGGAUACAAGGAGCGCUUCGGCGACAUGUCCGUCGUCUAAACUGGUGUAUCUUGUAUCUUUUUUGUUACCCUGAACCUCGACCAAGUCAUCACACGACAAACAAUCCCUCCAGUCAAGCGUAUUUAGCUCCAUACCUGGCAGUGUGAUCCGUUGUCGGGUUGUGUAUAGAACCUGUUCAAUCUAGAAUCCUUUCAAGUUU